Dioscorea cayenensis subsp. rotundata (Guinea yam) is the source of this 1968-nucleotide messenger RNA. Its product is annotated as laccase-3-like. NCBI's taxonomy places the organism in Eukaryota, Viridiplantae, Streptophyta, Magnoliopsida, Dioscoreales, Dioscoreaceae. Gene Ontology annotation, cellular component: apoplast. Gene Ontology annotation, biological process: lignin catabolic process. Gene Ontology annotation, molecular function: copper ion binding; hydroquinone:oxygen oxidoreductase activity. The record is from RefSeq and is a predicted model, not a curated record.
CCUUUAUCUUCUGCAUUGCAUUGCAUCACAUCACAUCACAUUACUACUACCACACAGUCAUAGACAAAGAUGGCAACUCAAGCAUUCCUUUGCUUCUUCCUCUUUCUCUCCCUCCUUUGCAUCACCAUCAAUGGAGAAGUCCACCAACAUGAAUUUAUUGUGCAAGAGAAGUCAGUGAAGAGGCUGUGCAAGGCACACAACAUAGUCACGGUGAACGGAAUGUUCCCGGGACCGACAUUGGAGGUGAAUGACGGCGACACACUUGUCGUUCGAGUCGUGAAUCGAGUUAGAUACAAUGUCACCAUUCAUUGGCAUGGUGUGAGGCAGAUGAGAACUGGUUGGGCAGAUGGACCAGAGUUCAUAACUCAAUGUCCUAUUCGUCCGGGUGGGGCCUACACUUACCGUUUUACAAUCCAAGGCCAAGUAGGAACAUUAUGGUGGCAUGCUCAUAGUUCUUGGCUAAGGGCCACUGUCUAUGGUGCUCUCAUCAUCCACCCCAAAAAGGGUUCUUCAUAUCCCUUUUCUCUACCCAAAAGAGAAGUCCCCAUUCUUCUAGGCGAAUGGUGGGACACAAAUCCUAUUGAUGUAGUCAAUGCUGCCACAAGAACCGGUGCAGCUCCCAACAUCUCCGACGCCUUCACCAUCAAUGGCCAACCCGGUGAUCUCUACAAAUGCUCCAGCAAAGAGACGACGGUGAUUCCCGUUACUGCCGGAGAGACAAAUCUGUUCCGUUUUAUUAACUCCGGGCUCAACACUGAGCUAUUUGUGUCUAUCGCCGGCCACACAAUGACAGUCGUCGGCGCUGAUGCAUCUUAUACAAAACCAUUCAAGACAUCGGUACUAAUGCUCGGUCCCGGUCAGACAACUGAUGUUCUUGUAAACACCGAUCAACCACCUGCACGGUACUACAUCGCCGCCCGGGCUUACUCUAGUGCUCAAGGUCUUCCCUUCGACAACACCACCACGACGGCGAUAGUCCAAUACAAGAACACAUGUUGUUCAGGCCAACCAGGGUCACAACCAAUUCUCCCCACUCUCCCUGCAUUCAAUGACACUAACUCAGCCACUGCCUUCGGCGCCGGGAUCAAAAGCCCUGCACCUGUGAAAAUCCCAUCUCCGGUCAAUGAAAACUUGUUCUUCACCAUCGGCUUAGGACUUCUUGAGUGCCCUUCUGGUCGUCGAUGUGGUGGCCCUAACAACACUAUAUUUGCAGCUAGCAUGAACAAUUUCUCCUUUGUACUUCCCUCAACUGUUUCCCUUCUCCAAGCUCACCAACUCCGUGUCUCCAAUGUCUUCUCCGCCGACUUUCCGGCAGCUCCACCAGUGCAAUUUGACUACACCGGAGCAAACAUUAGCAGGGCUCUUUGGCAACCAAUUAAAUCAACAAAAGUAUAUAAGCUCAAAUACGGUUCUGUUGUCCAAAUUGUCCUCCAAGGCACAAACAUUGUUGCGGCGGAAAACCACCCUAUACAUCUCCAUGGAUAUGAUUUCUACAUUAUGGCAACUGGGUUCGGAAAUUUCAACAGUGCAACUGAUACUGCUAAGUUUAAUCUUGUCGACCCGCCGUUGAGGAACACGGUCGGUGUUCCGGUGAAUGGUUGGGCUGUGAUUCGGUUCGUCGCCGAUAACCCCGGUGUUUGGCUCAUGCAUUGUCAUCUUGAUGUUCACAUUACUUGGGGACUUGCCAUGGCGUUUCUUGUUGAAGAUGGCUUUGGGGAACUUGAGACUUUAGAAGCUCCUCCUCCUGAUCUUCCUGAAUGCUAGAUAUAUCAUGCAUGCAUGCAUGCAUGCAUGGAUUAUAGUAUGAGAUUUUUACAUUUGCAUUUGAGUCCAUUGGUUUUGAUUGUUGAACUUAGAAGUCAUGAUAAUAUUUUUGUUGUCUUAAUUUGUAUGUCUUUGGAUAUUUGUCAUUAUAUUGUUUACUACCAUUGAUUUAAUCAAUGAAACAUAUUUAUCUUAUUAUAAGCA